CAUCGACAUACACCUGUAUACCCGGCACACUUUCCAAUCUACUGGUGGACACAACUAUCCAGCUCUAGUUGUCAUCAAACUUAUUGGAGAAUAUUAUUGAAUAUUGGCUGAAGUCUGAACCAGCCGAUUGAUAUAUGCUUGUUUACAUUCCCACACGAGGUUGUUGAGCUGCAGAGUUCGGAAGUGAAAGGGACACUGAACAUAGCAUUAAUUACCUGUAUCUUUGUUGGAAGGCAUGAGGCAGGACGGAGCACUACAGAUGGCUUCGGCAAACGAUUCAAAAUGGCAGAAGGAUGCUGCAGACCAGAACUUUGACUAUAUGUUCAAACUACUCAUUAUUGGAAACAGUAGUGUGGGUAAAACGUCAUUCUUGUUUAGAUAUGCUGAUGACUCUUUCACAUCUGCGUUUGUUAGUACAGUGGGCAUAGAUUUCAAAGUAAAAACAGUGUUUCGGCAGGACAAAAGAGUAAAACUACAAAUCUGGGACACAGCUGGCCAGGAAAGAUACAGAACGAUAACAACAGCGUACUAUCGGGGUGCUAUGGGAUUUAUACUAAUGUACGAUGUCACAAACGAGGAAUCCUUUAACGCAGUACAUGACUGGUGUACUCAGAUCAAGACAUACUCAUGGGAUAAUGCACAGAUAGUUUUAGUGGGCAACAAGUGUGACCUUGAGGAUGAGAGGGUCGUUUCCACGGAGAGGGGCAAGCAGCUGGCCGACCAAAUAGGACUGGAGUUUUUCGAGACAUCAGCUAAAGAGAAUAUCAACGUGAAAGCUGUAUUUGAAAGAUUGGUAGAUAUCAUUUGCGACAAAAUGUCAGAAAGUUUGGAUUCUGACCCAUCCCUGAUCAACAGCCAGACAAAAGGAACGAGGCUGACAGAGAAUACCAACCCACAACAGGGAGGAUGUCAGUGUUAAGUGUCCGACAGGGGCAGAUAACUGAGGACACUGUGUGAUGUGUACGAUCUGUUUCUCACAUGAUAUGUUUACAAAAUAGGUGAUAGUGGUUAUUUCAUGUUUUGGACACAUGCACAUUUCUGCCCUCAUCAUGUGGAAAAACUGCCCCAUGUAGUUAAAGAAUCUUGUGAGCUAGCUCAGUUUAUGGGUAUGUCAGAUACCGCAGGGGUCAGUCAGUCCUGUGGUAGGUAUAAGAAGUGGUCAAAAGUAGAGCUGGUCAGUUCUUAUGGUCUGUACUGAUCAGUCCUGAAAUUAUCCUCAGUACUUGAUAAUGUUCUAGUGUACUGAUGACAGUAAUUUACACUUGUUUUCCUGGUCUGGUGUACUGGGGAAUGAUCAGUUCUAGAGAUUUGUCAGUACCUGGAACUGUGCUAAGGACUAGUUAGUACUGGGAUAUGUUAGUAACUUGAACUGGUCAUUCUUAUUGGUCAAUCAGCACUACAAAGUUUGUCAGUACUGAGACUUAGGUCCCUUAGACUAGAGAUUGAUUUGAGGAACAUGCUCAGAUCAGACAUGGGAGCUGGCCAGUCUGUAUAGCAGUUAUACCACACUUAGAGUUACUAUAGGUAUUCUGAUGUUAACAGGUACGACUACCUUUGAAAUAUUGACACAAAUAGUUGUACAAAGUCCUGAUCUGCCAAAAUGAAGUGGUUUUUGGAUUAUAAAUUGUCACUUUUAAAGAAUACCCAAUAUGAUCAUGUGAAGAUCCUUUGUCAACAUUUCAACUGUAAAUGUGUAAAAUGAUGAAUAUCCACAGUUUUUAGGAAAUUUGUUGUAUAUUGUCACUGCAUUUUUGGAACAUGCAUUAUCUCCCCUUGGAGGUCUGGCCUGCCCAUAUUCUUGAUUACCUCCCCUUCCAUGACUGUAAGAGGUGUGGCUUCCAUCUUGUAUCGGUCGACAAGGUAACCAUACGUGGAAAUCGUGCACAUCUCUUGUCUAUUGACAGCUUUAGAGCUCUGUGUUGUGUGGUUGCCAUAGUGACCCACCGGAUGUAAGGCACACUGGAGGAAGAUUGAUGAUCUGAGGUGAAAAUACUACAUUAUAUAUGUAGUUGUGUAGAUGGCGCUGUGUGUUCCAGGUAGAUGUUAUAUGUGUAUCAGAGAGCCACAUGUGGUUAGCUGAGUAUACCAUAGAUGUAUCAUUGUGCAUCCCAGUUGUGCUGACAAAUUAGACAAAUCACUUUAGAUUUCAUGUAAUAUUGCUAACAUUCAUCCUUGUAUAUUUUUCUCUCAUGCAUUCCAUUCAUUUUUGUUUUUCGAUUAUAAUGUAUUGUGCAUAUAAACCACCUACAUGCCAAAGGAUCAGACUUCCUUCUUUUCUCAGCUGUUAAAAAUCUUCAUUAUUAACCAACAGAUUACAUAAUUAUACAGUAAAACCUUAUGAGGGUUUUGGCAAUAUAUUGAAAGAGAUGUGAAUUUAAGGAAUUGUUUCUUUGAAGAAAGCAAAUUGGGACCUUGAAAGGAAACGAGAGUCAUUAUAUAGAGGUUUUACUGUAUAAAUACUGUAUCUAAAAAUUUUUUUUUGUAAAUUCCUUUAUAAGGAAUUGAGCUGUUAUUUCAGCAAGCUGGAAGUUCUGUCAAGGUGUUUGAGAAUUAUGUAUUAAUACCUACUGUGACAGAAAACUGUAUUCAAAAACAUAUUUUUCAUCUUAUGAAAUCCUCUGAUUUUGUCAGAACAUGUUAAAUAUCUGAACUGAAACAGAGAGAGUUCUGCCUUCAGUAUCAUGACAUAUACCAGACAAAUACUUGUCUGUGACACGAGAAAAAUGCAUUUACAUUAUCAUUGAUAAUUAAGUUUUCUUACUGCUUGAUUUUGUUACUGUUCUUUGUAUAUUUCUUUCUACAAUCUAUAUAAUUGUGUUCAUUGAGAUGCGUUCUUAAAAUGGACAGUUCAGUCCAUAUCUACACUGUACGUUGUAUUUGUUGAAAAGAGUUUUCAGCUGUUUCAUUUAAAAGAAAAACAGAAUCUGCUUGGAUAAAUGAAAUCCUGCUAUAGUCAUAUAUGAUUGAAGGACUUUAUUGCAGCUUAAUCCAACAGUUAGUAUGAGAUGGGAAGGUUAACGAAAAAAAGAGUACAAUCUCAAAAUUCAAUGGGGAAUGUGUUUCAUAGCAGAACAUGAAAAGAGUGCAAGUAAUAUCCACAAAAGUGCAAUAUAUCCGUGUUAUUUGUGACAAUAAAGUACCCCUGUCUGAUAUAGACAAUGUUGAAAUCCACUGUAAGUAGUCACUGUCUCGUCAGAGCAGUGUAUAAACUGCCAAGUUUGCCUCAAUUGUUCACUUUGAGGAAGACAUUUUGCUGCAAUAUCAAUAUGCGAUUUCAUGUGUGUUACUGUUGAAAUUAAUGCUUGAUUUUUCUUAUCUGGAUAGAUUUUCUUCUGAUGAGUAUUAAAGCAUAGGGAUUUAUUCAUCACAACUAAGAGCUGUUUCUCUCUCAAUUGUUUUAAAUGUCUGUGCUAGAUUUAUCUUGGUUGUGAAACAUGUACGGCAAAAGCAAAAUGUAUCUCGGUUGUCAGACAUGUAACAGACAGAUGUCUCUUGAUUGUGUUCCUUGUACACAUGGUGUUGAAAUCCACAUGGUAUUUAUAUAUAAUCCUGUUACUUGCCUUUGUUGUUAUAGCUCUAUAGAUUUAUUAGGUUGUGAAAUAUUUUGUUUUAUUUUACUUUUAAUAAUUUAACCUAUUCUUAUUGAAGAGACUAGUUAUUUACAAUCAUUCCAAAGUGUAGACCACGUCAGGCAACAUUUGUGUGCUGUGUAUGACCUGGACUACCUACCCUAGUGAACUCCAAAACAUUGUUUAAGAUGCGACUUAUUUUACAAACCUUUAAUUCAUUCCUUAUUAAAAUAUACAUUCUUUAGAAACUUGCAUUGUUUUAUGAUAUACCUUAUUAUACAAACCUUGAAUUCAUUCCCUAAACAGAAAAAGGUUCUGUGGAAACCUUGUGAGGUUAUACAUUAUUAUCAUGACCUUGACCCAUUACUCUUAGAGCUAAACUCUUUCACAAAACUUGUAUUACAUAAUUUCCAUUCCAAAUAUGUAACACAUCCAUUCCAAUUCACCCUACAAAAGGAAAUUUGUCUAAUCAAAAGACCCAGACAAAUACAGCUGAUUUUUGUUCAUUUUUUUUUUUUGUCAAAACUUCCCACAUAAUGUAAACUUUGGCUUUGAUUUUCCUUCUGAUCUUUAAGUCAUGUUAAAACAUUAAAUUCAUCAAGUGUACAUAGGCAUUUCUCCUGUUAGUAAAUAUAUAAUGGUCACAAUAUUGACUUAAAAUAUAACAUUUUUUCAAUCAACCUCCAUUAUGUAAUACUUGAUGUUAUUCAUAUGUAUUAUAACACUGAUUAAGUUUAAUGUUAUAGAAACCAAUGAGUGGUAUAAGUAUAGGGACCAUGAGAGGUCAGUGAGGUGUAAUAUUAUAAGUAUAGGGACCAUGAGUGGUCAGUGAGGUGUAAUGUUAUAAGUAUAGGGACCACUAGUGGUCAGUGAGGUGUAAUGUUAUAAGUAUAGGGACCAUGAGUGGUCGGUGAGGUGUAAUGUUAUAAGUAUAGGGACCAUGAGUGGUUAGCGAGGUGUAAUGUUAUAAGUAUAGGGACCAUGAGUGGUCAGUGAGGUGUAAUGUUAUAAGUAUAGUGACCACUAGUGGUUAGCGAGGUGUAAUGUUAUAAGUAUAGGGGUCAUGAGUGGUCAGUGAGGUGUAAUGUUAUAAGUAUAGGGACCGCCAUUGGUCAGUGAGGUGUAAUGUUAUAAGUAUAGGGACCAUGAGUGGUCAGUGCGGUGUAAUGUUAUAAGUAUAGUGACCACUAGUGGUUAGCGAGGUGUAAUGUUAUAAGUAUAGGGGUCAUGAGUGGUCAGUGAGGUGUAAUGUUAUAAGUAUAGGGACCAUGAGUGGUCAGUGAGGUGUAAUGUUAUAAAUAUAGGGACCAUGAGUGGUUAGCGAGGUGUUAUAUGUAACUACCAGUGCAUUGUAGAUCUUUGUUUCUGUUCUUUACAAAACAUUCCAAUCUUAGAUAUCAAUAUCUUAAACCUUUAAAAUAGAAUCUCGUAUCAUGUUUAUUGGGUAAAGUGUUAUUGAAAGCGAUUUUUAAACAUUCAUCGUGGUGUGAAGGAAAUAAAUGUACAUUGAAACCUGACUUUACCAACAUCUGACCUAACAGUCACCUGAUCUUACCGGUACCUGAUUUUAUCUACGGUAUUACCAUCUCCUGACUUUACUAACGCCAGACUUCAAUGGACGUCAUGUAAUAUCUGACAUGAUGAUCUUAAUUACAACACACCUUUAUAUCCGACUAAAUGAUUCAAUCCUAAUUAGAUGUUGGUAAACAUGUGUCACUGUAUAGAAUCUCUUUAUGUAUAUGUAAAGCAGGACCUGAGCUAAGAAAUAAUAUUCUUUUUUCAAGCGACAGUCCUUGCAACUAGAUUUAAUCUAUAAAUAUCAAUGUUCUCUUAUCAUGAUAUCCAGGUUUUUGGUCGUAUAUCACCAAUAUUUCCAACUGUUAGAGAAGUAGUUUGUAUUGACCAGGUGUUUGUAUCAUGUUCUGUUUUAAACAGCCAUCAUCAGUAAGUGUUAACACUUGUAGAGUAUUGUCAGAAUAUCUUUUUGUGGACUUGAGACGUCAGGUGGAUUCCCCAUGUGGUCGCCACCCCCUGUAUAAAGGUGUCCCUCAUGCACAGUCCGUUCCCUGUAAACUGUUGUAGUGGUAACAUAGAUCAUAGUCUCUCAUGCUCAUCUUAUGUGAUAGAUUUUUUUUGGUCUGGUUCCUAGUGUUACGACGAUUAUAACAUAUACUAAUUAAUAACAGUGGUGUAGAACCGACAAUAUUAUUACAAACACUAUUACAUAUGUAUCCAUAGACCCACUCUUAUAUUUUCUUUGUCUAGAACUGUCUCUAGUGACAGUCUGAUAAUAAAUCGUUGAAAGUCCA
Mizuhopecten yessoensis (Yesso scallop) is the source of this 5878-nucleotide messenger RNA. Its product is annotated as ras-related protein Rab-3-like. Gene Ontology annotation, biological process: protein secretion; regulation of exocytosis; protein localization to plasma membrane. The record is from RefSeq and is a predicted model, not a curated record. Gene Ontology annotation, molecular function: GTP binding; GTPase activity. Bases 236 to 919 code for a protein of 227 amino acids. NCBI's taxonomy places the organism in Eukaryota, Metazoa, Mollusca, Bivalvia, Pectinida, Pectinidae. Gene Ontology annotation, cellular component: synaptic vesicle; endosome; plasma membrane. The transcript is spliced from 5 exons.